AUGACACUAGUGGACGGCCAAGUAAAUAAUAGCGGUUUGUUCGACAUUCCGGAUGAUCUCAUCACUCCCAAACAAGACAACAUCUACACAACGUCAGCUCGUCAGUUUGCCGCCUUCCACAAGCGCUACCUGCAAUUUCCGCUGCCCAACGAUAUCCUGUUUCCUUGGCUUCAUGGCGUCGAUGGCUACAGCAACCAGCAAAACCUAUUUUUUGGGGUAAGAAGAAGCUUGGUCCCAAAGUACCGUGGCUUGAUGGUGAUCCAUUGUGAAGAUUCAGAAACCACAUCUCGUCUGAUGGAGACUGUAUUACCUCACCAAGUGCUGUUCAUGGAACCGCCUCAUCAAUACGAAUUCAUCAACAGCUACAAAAAGGAUGUCUCCAUCAACCUGCGCAACUUCCAGAACCAAAUCUCGAGAUUUUCGACCAUUUGCGAUCUUGUGCUGUAUGGCACCCAUGCGCAACAUUUGGCAACUGAAUUAGCGGCUGCUCAACGAAAAUUGCAUCAGGAGAGGCUGGCCCAGAUCGAGGCAGUGCAGAAGAGUGCGGGCAAAAGAGCUGUGGUCAACGCAAACACCUUGAUCUACAAGACUAUUGUGAUUGAAGACGAAUUCUCGGUAUUUGAAAGAGACUAUCCUGAACUGGUCAUGUACGAUUCCACUGGAUUACUGAUGCACAGAAGGGAUUUUGUGGAAUUGGAGAACCUUCAUAUGAGGAAGAUGAGUAAAGCAACCGAAGUGACAAGGAACAUUUGGGUUGGAAACACACAAGAUGCGCCUGUCUCUACACACGACAUUGGCAUGUCUUCUAUCUCAUCAUGUUCAUCCGAAUUUAGCCAUGAAGAAGAUGUGAAUCCCCAUCAAUUUUCUAUCUGUAUUGAAGCACAUGAUUUAGCUGAUAUGCCACUGCCAUCUACGCUGACAUUGGCUCGUGAAACAUUGAAUGAUUUAAAAGACGGCCAGAUGCCCCCAGAGAUGAUCCAUUUUGACGUGUAUGCCACUGGUGUACCCAAUGAAAAAUCCGAGUUUGACGCUUUUUACGCUCGGCUGCACCAACUGCUGUUGUUUAUGGAAGACCAAGCUGCACACGACCGUAGAAUACUGAUACACUGCUCUGAUGGCUACACAGAAUCCAGCUUACUGGCACUCACGUGGAUCAUGUAUCACUGCAAACUACAGUUACCAGAAGCUUAUCUCUACUUGCAGCGCAUACGCUCAUUCUUUGUCUAUGCCGCUGAUGUGCCCACUUUACGCAGGAUUGAGCACAUGUUGUUUGAAGAUCAUGAUAGCAUUGAGCCACAACCCAAGCGAAAAAAGAGUACCACAGCGGAUGCAUCAGAGGCCAUCAAGCGAUUGAGUGUGGGAGGAGUGACGCUGAAUGCCAAUGCGGAUAGUGAAGAGGACGGAGACGACGACGACAACGUUGGGCAAGUGGAAGGUCAACAAAUGAAGACACAUGCAUUUGUGUCAUCACCUAUCAGAGCAGAUCAUCGACAAUUACUAGACGAUGCCUAUAUCAAUACCAUCUCCAACACAGAUGUAGAUGAAAAGAUACCGGACAAUAUAUAUAGACAAUCGCAACUUUCACCUAGCAAAGAGGAGGAAAGGCUCUUUCCUUGGUUCUAUUCGCCUCGAUUCGAAGGUUCAUUUCCAUCCAGGAUAUUGCCCUUCUUAUACCUGGGUAAUCUGAAUCAUGCGACCAAUCCAGCCAUGUUGAAAGCACUCAAUAUCACACAUAUUGUAAGUGUAGGUGAAAAGGCAGAUUUGGACAGCAGUGCAUUUGAACUCUUGUUUUUGGAUAAUUUGUAUGAUGAUGGCAUUGAUUCUAUUCAAAGUCGGUUAUCAAAUGUCUUGGAUUUCGUUGAAGAUGCUCGGCUAAAGGGAUCCACUUGCUUGAUCCAUUGCAGAGUGGGCGUGAGCCGUAGUGCAGCCAUCACCAUCUGUUAUGUCAUGAAGCAUUUGAAGUUCUCGUUGGUGCAAGCUUAUCUGUUUGUUCGAGCACGUCGUUUAAAUGUCAUUAUUCAACCCAACUUGAAAUUCAUGUAUGAAAUGCUCCAGUUAGAGCAAAAGAACAAAGGAGAGCUGUCCAUCACUUGGCCUGUAUUAUGUGGGGAGAUCCAUAACUUGAAUUCUGCAUACAGAGAUACCAGUACUUUGCCAUGA
Mucor velutinosus is the source of this 2160-nucleotide messenger RNA. RefSeq names its product DNA-binding protein snt1 (gene SNT1). Bases 1 to 2160 code for a protein of 719 amino acids. The transcript is spliced from 4 exons. Gene Ontology annotation, biological process: nuclear DNA replication; protein dephosphorylation. Lineage: Eukaryota; Fungi; Mucoromycota; Mucoromycetes; Mucorales; Mucoraceae. The record is from RefSeq and is a predicted model, not a curated record. Gene Ontology annotation, molecular function: protein tyrosine/serine/threonine phosphatase activity.